AUGGUUCAUCCCACGAUACCUAAAGAGCUUCAGCUUUCUCAACCACUGAACCACACUCUUCCCGGUCAUCAUGGCUCAUCCACUCUCACCGUCAAAGAUCUCAAAGCUCUCGCAGUCCCUCACCGAUCCUCCAAACCAGGCACAUCCCGUCGCAUGCGUCUCUUCCUGCCCGCAGACUCACCGCACAUCAACCUCUGCAAAACCAUAAUGUCCGCCGUUGCGAUGGGUUAUCCCAUGCCCAUUCUCCUGAACUGGAAGCGCGAAUACAAUCGACCUGCAUGGCACUUUGCAGGUAGUCACAUCGCCAAGCUCGAAAGUCUCCUCACAGCUAUCGAAACACUCCUUGAAUCGGAAAGCGACGACGUAGGAGAGGAUGAUGUAGCGGUGUUGGUAGAUGCGUAUGAUAUGUGGUUUCAACUUCCACCUUCUGUUUUGCUAGAACGAUAUCAUCGUCUCAACAGUGAAGCAGAUGCAAGGAUACGCAAACAGUGGAAAGAUCUUGGUAUCGGCACUGACUUUCCUGUAUCACCACCUCGACAAGACAUAAUCGUCACUACAGCAAAAGAUUGUUUUCCCGAUGCAUAUUCAGGAUCGGAUCCUCACUAUGAGCACUGGCCCGAAUCCCCCAUGCCGAAGGACAUGUAUGGACAAGACACAGAUAAAGUCCCAUGGUCUUUUGAUCCAGCGCGCAAAUACAAAAGGGUCCGGCCACGAUGUGUGAACAGCGGUCUUAUCAUGGGUUCUAUGGGAGGAUUGAGAGAUGCUCUGAAAAGAUCAAAACAGAAAAUUGAUACAGUGGCCAUGAAAGGCCGUCAGCUUUGGAGUGACCAGGCGCUUAUUGGUGAGGUUAUCGGAGACCAGGAGAUUUGGCGCGAGUGGAUGAGACAUGUUGGAUCUUCGUGGAAUGGCUCUGCUGCUUUCAACGACAGAAGCUCACUCGAUCGCACAGUGGGUGGUAUCGCAGAUGCCGCCCUCCUUGGGAAACGAUUCGAGUUCGGUAUCGGUCUAGACUACAACUUCACCACGGCACCACCAACAUGUUCGUCCGAAGAAGACGGAUACUUCGUCAAUCUUUCAAACGAGACCAAUAUACGCGAAGAGUCCCAAAAGGCCGGUGUUCCAGGGGAUAUCCGCAUUCACGGUAUACCAUCCGAGCUAAGCAACAUUAAAGACAAACUGCUCUCUUCUACAAACUGGGGUACGAUCCCGCUCUACACAGACUUCUUCUUCGGCACAACACCAAUAGCAAUCCAUCACAACGCCUACAUAAACGGGCUUAAAGGCUUCAGACUCAAGAAUUGGUGGCACAAGAUGUGGUACUAUCCUCACCUCCGCCAUCUCAUCACCCAACGUCUCCAACAAGCGCCUUCGUCUCAAACUCUCGCAAAGAUCAAUCUCGGUGGAGAUAAGAUCGUGUAUAAAUCGCCGCAAGAAGAUAAGCUGCGCAAACCCCGUGUGUUUUCUCUCAAGGAGCCAAACUUUACGCUUAUAGACUGGGACGCCGUGUGUCAGAAGCCAGAUCACGCUGUGAAGUGGCACGAUGAGCUUUUUGGCGACGACAAAGGACCCUUGGCUGUCUAUUCGGUGAAUUGGUCAUAG
This is a messenger RNA of Fusarium fujikuroi IMI 58289, 1599 nucleotides long. RefSeq lists its product as uncharacterized. Lineage: Eukaryota; Fungi; Ascomycota; Sordariomycetes; Hypocreales; Nectriaceae. Bases 1 to 1599 code for a protein of 532 amino acids. The record is from RefSeq and is a predicted model, not a curated record. The transcript has 2 exons.